Messenger RNA from Pristis pectinata (smalltooth sawfish), 1517 nucleotides. RefSeq names its product alkB homolog 1, histone H2A dioxygenase (gene alkbh1). Gene Ontology annotation, cellular component: cytoplasm; nucleus. Gene Ontology annotation, molecular function: ferrous iron binding; oxidative RNA demethylase activity; broad specificity oxidative DNA demethylase activity. Lineage: Eukaryota; Metazoa; Chordata; Chondrichthyes; Rhinopristiformes; Pristidae. The record is from RefSeq and is a predicted model, not a curated record. Gene Ontology annotation, biological process: oxidative RNA demethylation.
AGGAUUGAGGCAGGAGGCCGUGUCUUUGGCGGGCGGUUGACCCCGGCGGGGCGGGACCGGGUGAGGGCGAUGGCCGCCGGGCUGCUGGAGCAGGGGGAGGAUGCCUUCAGGAGGCUCUUCAAGUACUACAAGAGGCGCAGACCCCCGCCCGACUUCUCGACAGUCCUCGACUUCUCCAGAGCCGAGAAGAAUCUUAAAGUUCAGAUUGCACCUCUUAAUGCAGCCUCUGUCAAUGAUAAGGAUGCCUGUAAAGCUGGACUGCAGCCAGUUAGCAAGUGGAAAGCCUAUACUUUAGCUGGAUAUCCAGGAUUCAUGUUCAUUUCGGAUCCCUUUCUUCCUGGAUGGCAGUGUUACUGGGCCAAGCAGUGUUUGAAAACCUACCCUCGGAAACCAAAUGUCUGCAACUUAGACCUGCACAUGUCACCGGAGGAAACUAAGGACCUUUGGGAGCAGAGCAGAGAACAGCUGAGGCUAAAAACCCCUGGUAAACGAGAGGCCAAAAGCUUGCUAGAGAAACUGCGAUGGGUUACCUUAGGAUAUCAUUACAACUGGGAAACAAAGAAAUAUUCACCCGAUCACUAUACAACAUUUCCUGUAGACCUCGCAUACCUGUCAGAGCAGGUUGCAGCAGCUUGUGGCUUCCACCAGUUUAAGGCAGAAGCAGGGAUAUUGAAUUAUUAUCAUUUUGACUCUUCACUGGGUAUUCAUGUGGAUGAAUCUGAGAUGGACUACUCCAAACCCCUCUUGUCCAUCAGCUUUGGUCAAUCAGCUGUGUUCCUUCUCGGAGGCCGGAAGAGGCAGGAUCCUCCCCUUCCCAUGUACAUGCACAGCGGAGACAUCAUGAUUAUGUCAGGCAGCAGCCGUCUUCUGUAUCAUGCAGUGCCCCGGAUCGUCCCUAACCUGGAAGGAGGGCGACUCCCCAGCUGUUUGGAACACACAACAACCAGCAACAACCAGCACAGUGACGAAGGUGACUGGGAAGCCUGUGCUAAGUACCUGGAGACCUCCAGGGUGAACAUGACUGUGAGGCAGGUGCUGGAAGUCGGACAGAGUUUCCCAGUCGAGUCAGACAGUGAAAAGAGAAGGAGGCAUCCAGCCGUCCUCUUAUCCUCAAGAUUACUUCGUGAAGACAAAUGAACAGAAAUUGGUCAGGACUGAUGUGGCAGAGACCCUGUAGUCCUUCAGCCCUUUCCUGGAGAUUUUAUGGUGGAAGGUCCAUAGCCUCAGCUCUCUAUUUUACAAUAUUUCUUCUCAUAUUUUAGGCCUUAAAAUCUGAUGAGAAAAUACAGAAGGGUUUAUCCGUUCAUACUCCAUCCAUGCACAGUUUCUGCGAUCUCUAUCUGUCCUCAUUUUGCAGGUUUUCCAUCCACAUUGCCCCAUCUAAUUGUAAUGGUUGCCCUUUUAUUUACAAAGAGGAAUUGUGUCUAACUGAUGGUAACUUUGAUAAAGUGACAUGUAUAAAAAAGCCCAAUAGUAUUACAUGAUUGAAUCUGAUGGGAGUUUCAAUUUUAUACUAU